GCGCCAUCGACGCCAACAUUUCUACCUUGUCUUUUGUUUUGGAAAGUGACUAAGACAAAUCCAGAAUGUUAAUCAUAGCACUACGAUGACACGAUGAGGAAUCAUGACUUAGUCGGCUUACCUGCCGUUCAACUCUAUGCCCAUAACUUGUGACAGAGUUCCAUUAACCAGGGAAGGCUGAUAUUCAGAAAAGCAAUAUGUCUGGCGAUAGUACGCUCGUCGACAUGGAGACGGCUGCAGAGCUUCCGGUGGGAGACGUCGACGGACAAGUAGUAGAAAGUAGCGACAACAAGAAUUCCACAGACGUGUGGGGGGCGGGUGACAUGUACGAGACGCAACUGUCGAAUAGUGAGCACCACGACAGCGUGGAAAGUAAGUCGGCAGACAUUGCCACGGACCAGUACGACCCGGCGUUGCCCGGAGACGCAGUGGCACAGGAGCCGAUGGACAUGCAAUUUAUUUCCGCGCCGGUGGACGCGCAAUUCGUUUCCGCGCCGGUGGACGCGCAAUUCGUUUCCGCGCCGGUGGACGCGCAAUUCGUUUCCGCGCCGGUGGAUGCGCAAUUCGCUCCCGCGCCCAUGGACACGCAAUUCGUUCCUGCGCCGAUGGACGGGCAAUUCGUUCCAGCGUCGAUGGACGCACAAAGUGAUUCGGCACCAUCCGACGUUAACACGCUGGAAGCCUCCAACGAACAAGUGCAACCUGGCGUUUGUAGCCAGGUCAGCGAGGCGAUGGUAUGCAGUGAUUCGGAGGGAGCCAUCGCCGAGGAAACGCAGAAGGAAAUCGCGGAGGCAGUGGAAGCGCCUUUGUCGCAGGACGCGGUGGAAGCGCCUUUGUCGCAGGACGCGGUGGAAGCGCCUUUGUCGCAGGACGCGGUGGAAGCGCCUUUGUCGCAGGACGCGGUGGAAGCGCCUUCGUCGCAGGACGCGGCGGGAGACGCCCAUCCCUGUGAGGAUCCCGCGCAAGACGCGCCGCCGUCGGAUCGUGAUAGUAAACCCGGCGAAGCCCCGCCCGACGCCCUCCCAGACUCCACUGAGCAGCAGCAGGUGACGAUGGAGGAGGCGGCGGGGGGGGAGGACACGCCGGUGGGGGAGGGCACGCCCGGUGAAGCGCAGCCCCUGCCGGACGUCGCCGAGCCUGAGCCGCCGGAGGAGGAGAAGCCACCGGAGGAUAAGCCUCCGCUGACGAGGGAGGAGCUGCUAGAGGAGAGGAAGAAGAGGAAGGUGGAGCGGCAAAUGCGGCUCGCCGAGCAGAAGGGCAUCACGGAACUCGACAAGUUUUGGAAGGCGGUGGUUGAGAACCCGUCGGAUUUCACAGGUUGGACAUACCUGCUGCAGUAUGUGGAACAACAGAACGCACUGGAGGAGGCGCGUGAAGCAUUUGACGAUUUCCUCGACGUGUAUCCGUUUUGCUUUGGCUAUUGGAAAAAGUACGCCGACGUCGAGAAGAGACACCAGAACUUGGAAAUGUCAGAGGAGGUGUUUGAGCGAGGCAUCAAGGGCAUUCACAUGAGCGUCGAUCUCUGGCUUCACUACAUCAACUUCUACAAAGAGCGCCACUGCAACGAUCAUGACUUUGAAGAGCAGAUGAGAAGUUUGUUUGAGCGUGCGGUCACUAUUGCUGGUGGAGAGUUCAAGUCGGACAGGCUUUGGGAGGCGUACUGCAACUGGGAGAGAGAGCAGAGCAACCUUAGGAACGUCACCGCGGUGUUCGACCGUCUGCUAGCGACUCGCAUCCAGCACCACAGCGCUAAUUUUAAGAAGUUCGAGGAACAUGUCAACAAGCAUCACCCUUGCGAGAUUCUCUGCGCGAGCGAGUUUCUCGAUUUCCGAACCAAGUAUCUGGAGACGAUCAAGACGGAGGUGAAGGAGGAGGAGGAAGAGGAGCCUCCCGCGUCGCUGACGCUGCCGCCGGGCGAGGACGAGGCCGCUGACGAGGCGAUGCCGCCCGGCGAGGAAGCUCCAGUUGCUCCCUCUAGUGACGAGACAACUCCCGCUGUAAAGGUCAAAAGUGCAGAGCAGGGGAACAAUGAGGAAGUCGCUAGCCUUCGCAAGAUGAUCAUCGAGUCUAGGUCGGAAAUCUUUGAGAAGACGGCCAAGGAAAUUCUGAAAAGGAAGCCAUUUGAAGAUCAGAUAAAACGCCCUUACUUUCACGUGAAACCGCUGGAACGAAAUCAGCUGAAAGUCUGGCGCGAGUACCUCGAUUUCGAGAUCGAAAAUGGCACCCACGAGAGUGUCGUAACGCUGUUUGAUCGCUGUGUCAUCGCGUGCGCCCUCUACGAAGACUUUUGGAUGAAGUAUGCAAAGUACAUGGAGAGUAAAAGCUUGGACGCGGUGCGGGAGAUCUAUCGAAGGGGGUGUAUGAUACAUCUACCAAAGAAACUGAACAUUCAUCUCACUUGGGCUCUCUUUGAGGAGAUUCACGGUAACUACGAGGGCGCCACGCGCGUGCUGGAGAACAUAGAGCGGCGGCAGCCGGACCUUCUCGUCGUGCCGCUGCGGCGUAUCUCGCUCGAGCGGCGGCUGCAGCACCAUCGCUCCGUCGAGGAGCUCUACCAGAAGUACAUGGGCAACGCUCCGAACCCGCAGGCAGAGGCCUUCUUUGCCGUGCGCUUUGCUCGCUACUAUCUCAAGGUAAUGCAGAACGCAUUCAAGGCGAAGGAGGUGCUUCGCGCGACGCUGAGCAGCGGCAACACGAGCGUGCGCAUCUACCAGCAGCUGCUCGACACGGCGAUGCAGACGCAGCCUCCGGACGAGGAGCUCGCUCUCGACACGUUCGAGUCGGUGAUGCACGACGAAGCCAUAUCGAAGGAGGAGAAGCUGCGCUUCUCGGAGCGACGCCUCGAGUUCGUCGAAGAGUUCUCCGCCAACAUAUCGAAAAUUGUUGACUUCUAUGAGGAACAUAAGAAGCUAGAAAAGGUUGUAAAUGACUUGACCAAAAAGAGAGGAGCUAGCAGCGCGGAGACGCCUCCAGCGAAGAAGACGAAGACGGAUGUGAUGCCGACGACUAGUAACGGGGGCGCCCGCCAGCCGCCGUACUACCCGCCCAGCAACCCGCCGCCGCAGCAGCAGCCGCCGCCGACAUCGACGCACGACACGUCCAACCAGUACAACGCCUACAACGCGUGGGCCAACUACAAUCAGCAGGCCUAUGGCUAUAAUCAGGGCUACAAUCAAGGCUACAGUCAGCCGACCUCUGGAUACAGUGGCCAGCAAAACUAUAACCAACCACCGCCGGGAUAUGGAUACAGCGGGCAGCCGUACGGGGGCAGUUACUACGGACAGUAACCACGGCAAUGCAGAUGGCAACAGUAACGUGUGGUAGUUAACGGGAAAGCCGUUACGAUGUUUCUCGCUCUUUUAUUUAGCCCUCGAUAGUUUUACGAUCUGAGUGACCGUUUGCCAUUUACUUAAUGUUGUGUAAAUGGGAAGAGCGGAGAGUACUGUCAGACUUUAAUUUGGGCAACAAUUUUAUACCAGCUCCGACCUGUUUGAAGGUGCACCAAUUUUUCCCCGAUUUUUGGUUGGAAUUCUAUACUUGGGGAAUUAGAACAUGGAAAUAUUGACACACAACUAAUAUCGUGUGAUAUAUUUUUCGUGGUAAAUAUUCCAGUGGAAUGCAAACGUCCAGUUUUCUACUGAACUUUGCGUAAAAGCCAUAAACUGAUGGAACCAACUGCCUCCGGCAUAUGCAUUUCGAGGCAGCCCUCGUGUUUAUUAUCCCCCUAGGACACUACCUUGACAUGGAAUACUUUGCAUAUUGCAUUCAUUUGUUUACAUAGCGAAAGCUCUUUCUGUCAUAAUUCUUAGGACAGCGAGUAGCAAAAUCUCGUUUGAGAAUGUGUGCAGACUCACCGGUGUGUUGGAUUGGUGUACACCUGUGUGUAAAUGUAUCGCACUUUGGGGGAGUAACGGGCAGUAAACAACGUUUAUUUGCAACGCACUCCACUUUUGUCUUUUACGAUUCUGGUUUAGUGAGUAAACGAGAUUAAUGGAAUCCUAAACAUUCCAAGUUCUUUGAUCAUCAAAUUAGAACUACAAUGUUGUAUGAUUUUGUAACAUGAUAGAUUUAUCCUGAUCAGAUGCUGUGGAUGUAAUUCAUUCUGAUGCACAUGAACAUCUUGAUGUUUGUUGACAGCUGAAAUUUGUUUUUAGUAAUUCAAUUAGAAAAUAAUAUAAAUGGUGUUUAUGAAUCCAGGUCAAAAUUUUACAAUAUACUAUCAAGUGAAAUGUGACUCAUAAUAGACAAUGCAUACUCUCACUGUCAUUCUUAAUGUCUUUUUAAACUACAAUUGCCUCAAAUCUCUUGCAUUUCAAUCAAUAUCAAAAUAGUUUCAGGCAAAUAUCUUAUGUCAUAAACUAGUUUAUUUCUUGUUUCUUAUAAUUUACAAUAUUCAAGACUGUAGGGCUUUAGUCAAAUUAGUUACUCCAACAAUUGUAUUAUCACAACUUGUUCAAGUGUAAUUCCAGGUAAAUAAAUGAUGCUGAUUUGCUAAAAUUA
Molecule: messenger RNA, 4500 nt
Organism: Priapulus caudatus
Lineage: Eukaryota; Metazoa; Priapulida; Priapulimorpha; Priapulimorphida; Priapulidae
Product: pre-mRNA-processing factor 39-like
Exons: 15
Coding region: 198-3287 (1029 amino acids)
Biological process (GO): mRNA 5'-splice site recognition; RNA processing
Cellular component (GO): commitment complex; nucleus; U2-type prespliceosome
Molecular function (GO): protein binding
Source: RefSeq, a predicted model, not a curated record